AUGGCUGAAUUUACUCAGAUACAUACAUUCCCGCAGCCUAUGUGCGCCAACAAUGACCAGGCUGGAGAUGACAAUGGAAUAACUCUGUGUACUAAAGCUGGAUCAAAGGCAUGCAGUAAGUGCCUCUUAGUCCAGUAUUGCAGCAAAGAUUGUCAAGCCGCACAUUGGAAGUCUCAUAAAAAGGAUUGUCACUCUCCACUUCUGAAGAAAUCCUGGAAACCUCAAUGGGCUGCGGAGAAACGAGUGCCGGCUUUUAUAACCCCGGGUGGUGAUCUUAAUGCGCCAGUUCAUGAAUGGGUUACUAUGGUUCAGCAUGGAAGUAAGAAAUAUCUAUGGGGAAAUGUUCCUGCGAUAGAUGUGAUACAACGUGGCAAGAAUGAGGGAGAAAUCUUUCCAGAGGAAUUCAAUAUGCUGUUCGCAGCAUCUGGAGAUAUCAGAAACGUUGUCAAGUCUAUAAUCGGACUUCCGGUCGCGUAUACAGGGAAGUGUGAGAUUGUGAUCAACGAUAGGGACUUCGAUAUUGUGGCGAGAAAUGCAAUCUUGCUCCUCACAGCUCUCUUAUUUGACCCCAUGGAAGCAGCGGAUAUUAUGCUACAUACGUGGUAUUCUGCAUUUGUACCCGAAUCAGUGUUGCAAAAAGUCCAAGAACGAAUCCUUCCUCUGAUUGAAGAUGUUUGCAUGAAAGUUCGGGAUCGUCCUGAGAGCUCUCUACAGUCCAAGACUUGGACAUUCGGCACUCGAAAGCUGAGCUUGACCUUACCAAAGGCUUCAUGGGAUCUUCUUCCAUCGUUUCUCAAAGUUCCCAGUGGUUUGACAGCAAGUCAAGCCCGGAAAGUGAUGGUAGAGACUACAUUAGCACCAUCAAGAAAAGAUUAUAUUGAUCGAGCAUUCUAUAUUAAACCACCUGCUUGGCGUGUUUGUGCUGUCAAGUUUCGUACUGAUGGUAUACUACUGCCAUUUGGAAAUUCUCGUAAAGAGUUCAAUACACCAAACCCAACGAUGUUUCAAAGCACUGACUUUUGGCCAAUGAUGGACUCUGCAGAUCCAAAGGAAGGAUGGGCUAUCAAUGAAUUCAUGUCGAAACCCCCACCCUCUCGGAACGAUGUCUAUGGCAGCCUCUACUUUUAUGUUCUGAAGCAACUGGAAGAAUUCUGUCAACGAAUGAGUAAUUUGAAAAUUCGGUUCCAACUGUGUGGGCUUGAUGCCAUGGAUCUGCCAGGGAUUCUAGACGAGCGUGGCACUGGGGGGAAUUUCUUUGAUAGAAUUGAGGUAUCAAAUAUUGGAGAUCGUGGCUACCUUGGACCCCCGAAACUCCUCGCGACUUUCGCUCCAUACCUGAAGCAAAAAUCACAAAACCCGCACGCUACACUCAUAGCCUUAUUCCUAAACGCUGUGCAUGAGUACUAUGAUGCACAUGACCACAUUGGUAGCAUAAAAGCAGAAAUAGCUCAACUGAAUAACUACAUGACUCUUGAUGCAGCUACUAUCUCGCGUAUUGAUCAAGAAACAUACAAUCCAGAAGUCAUCAAAUAUCUUAAUGCGAGAUCUGCAUUUAGGGACUUUGAUAGACCAUUUGAUAAAUUUCAGAAGCAUUGUCGUCUGAAUGAAAUUGGCCCAAUUGUAGGAUUGAAAAUCAAGAGUAAGAAUACAGUGGUUGAGAAAUGGCCUUUGAGGUUGAAACCUGGGUCGGCGCAAGAGGAUUUUGAAAUUUUGUUGGCAUCGGGACACACGGGUUCCGAAAGAUAUGUAGAAUGGGAAAGUUUGACAUAA
Sclerotinia sclerotiorum 1980 UF-70 is the source of this 1770-nucleotide messenger RNA. RefSeq lists its product as hypothetical. The record is from RefSeq and is a predicted model, not a curated record. NCBI's taxonomy places the organism in Eukaryota, Fungi, Ascomycota, Leotiomycetes, Helotiales, Sclerotiniaceae. The transcript is spliced from 4 exons. The coding region runs from base 1 to 1770 and encodes 589 amino acids.